GCUUGGGUAGGCUGCGCCGUUUGACUUUGGCUAGAAUGUUUUUAAUUGAAGUCGCGUUUUGAAGCGAGUGCUGGAGAAAAGACCUAUUUUCUACGCUUCACCCAUCGGUCACCAAGUGUUGGAGUGUUGGAAAAGUGGCAUAAAUAGCUGCAGCGUGCGGUAGUUCUAAAUGCAUUGAACGCUGGCUGCUGCGCACAAUAUUAGCAUUUGCAUUUCGGAGACAACGCGCUAUCGGAUCCGGCUAACACGAUGGAAGCUGAAAUGGAUGAAAUCAUCGCUGGGCUGAAGAAUGCCACGCUGGAGAAAAGUUCCGAACGUGCCCUACCUUUGCUGAAGCAAAUUUCCGACUCGGAAUCGAACCUCUGUGAUAAAUACGACAUUAAGAACGAUCUGCUCGAGCUGCUCCAGCUCGAUAACGUCGGCGUGCAGAUACAGGUGGCCCGUUGCAUUGCCGAGGUGGCCAAAACCGAUAAUCAAAGAACCAAGUUCUCCAAGGAGGACGUCAUACGCCGGUUGACGGAGCUGCUGCAGGUACCGGCCAGCGCGAAGGAAAACACCGCCAAAGACGCUUCGCUCGAGCUAGCCACACAAAUCUGCCGAGCGCUGGGCAAUAUAUGCUACGCAAACGAUGAUGCACGCAACAUUAUUAAAGAGCUGGGCGCCGAUAAGCACAUCUUUGCCCUGCUCGACUACGACGUCGACACGGACGACGAGGAUCGCGACCAGUUCGUGCGCGUCCGGUGUGGGCUUAUUUCGAACUACCUCCUGGGCAGUGACGAGAUUGCCGAACGGGCGGUCGAGCUAAAGCUGAUCGACAAGCUGGAGAAAAUAUUGACCCGCUGUCUGGCGAACGUAGACCAGCACGAGGAGCUGCUGCUAAGCAUUCUGCCACCGUUAAGCAUUCUGACCGAGCAGAUCAGCGACCUCUACUUUGCGCCGUCGCUCAACAGGACGAUUGCAAAGAUAUUGGCCAAAUGUACCAACCCGGACAUUGCCGAGUCGUGUCUGGCUUUGCUGCACUACGAGGCACAAAACGACGACGUGAAGCUGCUGCUGGCGGAAGAGGGUCUGUGCGAAACGAUCUACCAGCUGCUGGAAAAGUACAAAACGUUCGCCAACACGGACGAGGCUCGCGUGCUGAUGAAGCUGGCCUGCGAUUUGAUCGUUCUCAUACUGACGGGAGAUAAAUCGAUGCACUAUCUCUACUCGACGCCACUACUGAAGUGCAUGGAAGAUUGGCUGGAUUCGUACGAUGUGGAGCUGCUUACUACCGGUGUGCUUGCGCUGGGCAAUUUCGCCCGUACGGACAGCCACUGCAUUCAUAUGGUGGAGAAAAAAAUUAUGCACAAACUGCUGUCCAUCUUGGCCAAAAAUAAUGGAACCGAGCACCAAAUGACGCUGCAGCACGCGCUACUGAGCACGCUAAAGAACUUGGUCAUACCGAAACCGAACAAGGCCGCCGUCAUAGAGGCCGGAUUGGUGGAAAUAAUUUUACCAAUGCUCGAAAUCCACCAGGCGCCAGUAGUGUUCAAACUGCUCGGUACAUUGCGAAUGACCGUCGAUGGACAAGAGAAACUUGCCUCGGAGCUGCUGCAGAACGAAAAGCUAGUCAAACAGUUGGUACACUGGAGCCAAACGUCCGAGUUUACGGGAGUGCUCGGCGAGUCGUUGCGGCUGAUGGCUUGGCUGAUCAAGCAUGCGUACCGCCAGAAGGACGCCGAACACCCGACGCUGGACGAUACCGGGCUGCGAAAGUUCGUCGCAACGGAGGGAGCCGUGGCCAGCAUGGUCGGAAUGCUCGCCUCCACGCAUCUGGUCAUGCAAAACGAGGCACUGAUUGCGUUAAGCAUCUUGACCACGAUUUUCCACAACAAAACGGCGUCCGAGGGUAACACGCUGGACGAGCUGCUAGUAAAGGCCGGUGUGGGAGCGAAGCUGGCCGAGCAGAUCACGCUGAACGGGGAAUCGAUGACGAAAGAGUUGGUCGAAAAUCUGCAAACGUUCGUCAAGCAGCUGCACGCUUCGAGUGACGCACUGGUUGCGCAUUUGCGGGAGCACAAUAUAGACGAGCUGCUAAAAACCAUCCCCAGCUUGGUGGAGUACUGUACGCUUUGAACGGCGGCGGCAGCUGCGGCGUCAAUCAAUGCACACCACCAUCCGGGUUUAAAAAGUUUCCUUUGGACUUUACGAAUCAUUUGGUAACGAUAGUGAGGGAGUGCACAAAGAACCGAGACUGCUUCAAAGCUGCGAUGCAUUGUGAAGGACCAGCAUGUGCUUAAUUUACACACCCGAAGCAAUAGACGUUUACUUACGAAAGAAAAAGAAAAAAGGACACAAUGAACACACGUACACGUAGUGUAGACUUUUUUUUUGUAAGCAUAGAGGUGGGCGCGAUUAUAUUUAACAAACGAAAAACCAUUAACAGUACCGUUUAUGACAAUCUGAAUAGGAGAGAAUCUACCUUUAGGAUUGGGUAAACACAAGUUUGGUUUACUUAAAAUAGCGUAAAAGUGUGAGCAGGGCGGACAUCAUACACCCAGUUUACCCCCAGUGAAACCAAUAGAACGAACGAAACACAAAAACCGCACCACCACCCCAUAUGUUCGGCAUGUUGUUAUGCGGGCGCGCUUGUGUCAGUGGAUAAUCGAUAUGGUAGCAGUUUCGUUUGCCGUGCACCGAUUGCAAUAUUUGCGGGCAUUAUCAAGAGCAAUUUACAGUGUAAGCUUUAAUUUACAACGGCAGCGUGAGGGAGAAGGGUGGUAGGCAGGAUUAGCGUUAAGCGGAAACACGUUUCAGACGUUGAUAUAAUGGAAGCGUGCAUGCCCACACCGGUUCGUUUGCAAGUUGUGAAGCAAAGAAACGAAGGUAUAAUUUAACCAGUUGUAAAGUAAGAAGUUGUUGAAAACGAAAGGAAAAAAAUGCGAUCAAACCAAAACCCAGUGCUACACACAACAUCGACAACCCCUUCAACCUUUUCAUACAAGGCAGACACAAACACAAACCGUACCGGAAGCCCGUUGGAUUAUUUUCGGAGCAUUUGAAAGCGUGAGGCAAGCUGCGGUUGGGCGAGGUAGAUGCAUUUUUAGCAGUGUUUAAGAAGAGAUCACAUUUGGAGAUGGCAUUACCUCGAUUAGCAUGCACCGUUACAUUCACUGCUAGCACAGUGAAUGCUGCUGAUACACAAAGCAGUGUGCACCAUCACCAUUAAUAAUACCUUUUUAGGAAUUUAGAGGCGCGUGAAAUGUUCACUUAACGAAGCCGAGAUAUCGUAGAGCAGAUAUAGCAGUAAAACAUGCAAAAGGAUUAUGCUUAACAGUUGCUCUCUCCUUCUCACUCACUCUCUUUCUCUCUGUCUUCUUCAUCACCAACCGAUCUCGGAACCGAUAUUUCGGCGGUCCGAAUAAUGAUAACCGCUGUCCGUUUAAAGAAAAGCAAAAAAAGUAAACACUCUCUUCCUUCCACCUAAUAGAGAUAUGAUAGGUAUAUUUUUAUGCGCGGCCACCCUUGUGAGCCCUUAAUAUUUAGCUAGAUAGUAGAUUUCGCUGGCCGCCCGGCAGGAGCUGGGUGGCCGCUGCUUACAAUUAGCCCCGUUAAAGCUAGCAGAGAUAUUAGCGUCUACGUAAGAUCUUAUUCUUAUAACGAAAAAAAAAACAAACAAACAAAAUCAAUAUCAAACAGUAUUUUACUGCAUUUCAUUACUAAUCUGAUAACCUGACGGACAAAGCCUCGAAACUCGACGUUACAUGCGUGUAUGCGUACACCACGAACAUAUACAUACAUAUAUUGGAAUAGAUAUAUACAUACACAGCAUAAGUAUAUAUACACAUAAUGUUUGAGUAGCCGUUUGGUCCCCACCACUUUGAUACGCGGAGCAUACACAGUUGUUUGCAAAUAAAUCAACAAAACAAUGAUAAUGAAACGAAUGCGCAAAAGCAAUGUUUUACAACACAACUUAAACGAUAAAGUCCACACACUUGGACUUGGAUGCUAAGGAAUAUAGUGAUACAGUUGAAUUUCCGAUAUAGUUGAGAAAUAGAGCGGGCGAGGUGGUAGAGAAUGGUACGGAAGAGAUAAGUAAGAGAGAGAGAUUAAUCAAAUUGUGCAAAUGAAUUUUCCUUUCCUAACUCUGCACACCUUUCUCCUGGUUAGAUGCGCUGAGCUAUCUGGAGACUAUCUGUUCUAACGAUCCUUCCUCCUUUGAAAAUGGCACAACAACCAUACAUAAGAGAAGUAUGUAGUGAAGUUGCUGCAGUAUUUAUCACGUCCGACAGGAAAUACGAAUUAUUAUGCUCGCUAGGACACGUAGUGUUGGACCUAGCUAGGCACAGAGACAAGGCAUACAUCCCGUUAACUGUUAUGCUACCAACUUCAACGAUCAAUCCCAAUUAGUGUAGGGCGAACGAACGCACAUCCUCAGCAUUUAAAACGGAUAGUACGAAAAACCAGGGAGUGUGACCAUUUGAAUAGUCAGCAACAACCAGUGAUGAAAACAAGGGCAAUACGACGAGUGUUAAUCAGUAAUAGUCAAACUUUCAACUGACAUACCAAAAAAAAAAAACACUUUUGUGAUGUUUCGUUCUUCACUUCUUUCACUUCUACUGACUGGAUUAUUUAUUUUCGGACUUUUUCGGCUUAAUAAAUUUUUUAAAAUACUACACACUAA
This is a messenger RNA of Anopheles stephensi (Asian malaria mosquito), 4663 nucleotides long. RefSeq names its product rap1 GTPase-GDP dissociation stimulator 1-B (gene vimar). Gene Ontology annotation, biological process: positive regulation of GTPase activity. The coding region runs from base 250 to 2115 and encodes 621 amino acids. The transcript has 5 exons. NCBI's taxonomy places the organism in Eukaryota, Metazoa, Arthropoda, Insecta, Diptera, Culicidae. The record is from RefSeq and is a predicted model, not a curated record. Gene Ontology annotation, cellular component: cytosol. Gene Ontology annotation, molecular function: guanyl-nucleotide exchange factor activity; protein binding.